Lasiosphaeria miniovina is the source of this 1899-nucleotide messenger RNA. RefSeq lists its product as uncharacterized. Bases 1 to 1899 code for a protein of 632 amino acids. Lineage: Eukaryota; Fungi; Ascomycota; Sordariomycetes; Sordariales; Lasiosphaeriaceae. Gene Ontology annotation, molecular function: 2-isopropylmalate synthase activity. The record is from RefSeq and is a predicted model, not a curated record. The transcript is spliced from 4 exons. Gene Ontology annotation, biological process: L-leucine biosynthetic process. Gene Ontology annotation, cellular component: mitochondrion.
AUGCCCAUGCUCAAGGACCCCUCCAAAAAGUACAAGAGGUUCCCUCCUCUGAACCUCCCAGACCGUCAAUGGCCGUCCAAGACAAUCGGCAAGGCCCCGCGAUGGCUAGCCACGGACCUGCGAGAUGGCAACCAGAGCUUGGUCGAUCCCAUGAAUGGCGAACAAAAGUUUGAAUACUUCAAAAUGCUGUGCGAGCUGGGCUACAAGGAAAUCGAAGUCUCGUUUCCUUCCGCGUCGCAAACCGACUUUGACUUCACGAGACGCCUGAUCGAGACAUCUGGAGUUAUUCCCGACGAUGUGUGGCUGCAAGUUCUGUCGCCCUGCCGCGAGGACCUCAUUAAACGCACGGUAGAGUCGGUCAAGGGCGCUAAAAAGGCUGUGAUUCACAUAUAUCUCGCCACUAGCGAGUGCUUUCGGAGAAUCGUCUUCGGUUUCACCGAGGAGGAAAGUCUUGCACUCGCUGCCAAGUGCGCGGCCUUGGUCAGGUCCCUGACCAAAGACGACCCGUCCCAGGCGGGAACAGAAUGGCAGUUCGAGUUCAGUCCCGAGACCUUCUCCGAUACCAGCGCCGAGUACGUGAUCAAGGUUUGCGAGGCAGUCAAGGCAGCAUGGGGACCUUCGGAGGAGCACCCCAUCAUCUUCAAUCUCCCCGCUACUGUGGAGAUGUCAACCCCCAACGUCUACGCCGAUCAGAUCGAGUACUUCUGCCGCAAUAUCACUGAACGCGAGAAGAUUUGCGUCUCUCUUCAUCCUCACAACGACCGUGGCUGCGCGGUAGCCGCAGCCGAGCUGGCUCAGAUGGCAGGAGCCGACAGAGUAGAGGGGUGUCUGUUCGGCAAUGGAGAGCGGACCGGAAACGUUGACCUUGUCACGCUUGCUUUGAACCUCUACACUCAGGGAGUCUCUCCGAACAUCGACUUCUCAGAUCUUAACAAAGUAAUUAAGGUGGUAGAGGCAUGCAAUAAGAUUGAGGUGCAUCCUCGAGCGCCAUAUGGCGGGUCCCUGGUUGUGUGUGCAUUCAGUGGCUCUCACCAGGACGCCAUCAAGAAGGGGUUCCAGCUACGCGAAAGGGAAGGGAAGGGCUACGACGAAUACUGGCAAGUCCCCUAUCUCCCGCUUGAUCCUAAGGACAUCGGUCGGGACUACCAGGCCGUUAUCCGAGUUAAUUCACAGAGCGGAAAGGGAGGUGCGGCCUGGAUUAUCCAGCAACACCUAUACCUCGACUUGCCGCGUGGCCUGCAAGUCGCCUUCAGCAGAGUCGUGCAGAAGAUGGCGGACGAAAAGGGGCGCGAACUGCUUCCUACGGAGAUCACGGAGCUAUUCCGGCAAACAUACUCCCUUAACAGGAAUCCUCGCUUUGGUAUCGUGGACUACGCUAUCGCCCCAGAUCGGUCCAGCUCGCCUGCGCCCCCGGCGCCGGGCAAGACCCAGGAUACCAAGAACCUCACGAGAGUUUUUGAAGGCGUUGUCUCGAUCGAUGGAAUCGAGCACAAGCUCAGAGGACGCGGCAAUGGGCCCAUCUCCAGCCUAGCCAACGCUCUCCGGACGGUCGGUAUUGAUCUCGACGUCCAGGACUACAAGGAGCAUGCUGUUGGGCGCGGCCGUGAGGUCAAGGCUGCUACAUAUAUCGAAUGCACAGCGGCAGGGACCGACGAGAAGGUUUGGGGCGUAGGACUUCAUGAAGAUGUCGUGCAGAGUUCCCUGAGUGCUUUGUUGAGUGCCGCCAGCAAUUUUGUUCUGAGCCGCCAGGGCAGCCCGAUCGUCCCUCGCCCGAGUUCUCCGCAAACACUAAGCGGGAACCACGACCUCAAACCGCUUGAUGGAAUUAACGGAACCAACGGAAUCGUAAAGAUUCCUCAAAUCAUCCAGACCCUGGAGGAGCAUGCAGAAAAGUUGUGA